UUUUGCUGGAAGCAGUGCCGAGACCGCCUACUUGGAGAAUAGAUAUAGUCUCCCAUUUGAACAACCUCAAGGCGGCACACCCACCCACUACGGUAUCCGCAACCUUCGCCGCGUUCGAGAACCGAUAUGGGCGAGGGGAGAAUACAGAAGAGCCUUGGCAGAAGAAAGGCGUGCGAUCUAUGUUGUCGUCGGAAAAUACGAUGUGACGCCAAUGUUCCCAAAUGCUCCGCCUGCGUCUUACACGGCACAUCAUGCACAUGGACUCCAGGCCUUCAUGUAAAAGCGCCUACUAGAAAGAUACAAGAUGCCAUGAGCUCACAAAACCGGCGCUUCGCCGAUAUUGAAAGUCGCUUAGCGGCUGUCGAACGCUCCCUUCACAAUAAUCCAGUGCCUCAAAACACGUUGGUGGAAGAACCUAGUUCUCCAGCAUCUACCGUUACAAGCAAUUGGGCAGGACUCAUAUCAACGAUGUCGCCGACCGAAUACAGCGACCAUUUCGCUCUGCCACCACUAAACCAAGUGUCUGCGUUGGUAGAUAAGUAUUUUUCCGACUACAAUCAGGCCAUGCCUCUCUUCUAUCAACCCCAAUUCAUGCGAAUGUUGGACAAUUGGUAUCGGUGUCCCCAUGAACAAAACGAGGCGUCAUGGGCAUCAAUAAACGUCGUCCUCGCUUUGGCUCUGCAACACGCGCCAUCUGCUGCAACAGCAACUGAUGACCGGGUUUCUUCGGAAUGCAUCAAGAACGCUCAAUCAGUACUGAAUCAUCUUGUUAUCCGAGAGGAAGAUUUACAAGGACUACAGGUCGUUCUGGCACUUGUAAUUCUUUUCCUAGGUACCUCGCGGCCGCAACCCUCUUGUGUCCUAAUCGGUACGGCAGUUAAAUUGGCGCACCGACUUAAACUCCAUCUCCGAGACGGGCUCAAUGACAUCAAUAUCGAGCUGGCGGCUCUGAAGGAAAGAUUACUAUGGAUUACAUACAUCCUAGAUAGAGACAUAUCCAUGCGAACGGUGGAACCCUACGGGCUUCAAGACCACGACAUGGAGAUUGACGCUAUUUCAGCAGUCUUGAAAGGCGAUUCUGCUGGUGUUUUAUCUCUCCCGGACGAUCCCUCUCGGACUGCAAACAUAUUCCAUCUCCGAAUUCAACUGGCUCGUAUUCAGGGGCAGAUGUAUGACCUCACAUACUCUGUACGUGCGCGAAAAUUUUCUAGCGACCAACAACAGGCCGCUGUAGAAAAGUUGACGCACUUACUCGAAUGUUGGCGCAGCACUGUUCCUGAGGGCUUUCGUAUUGAAGACCUUUCUACUUGUGCGUCGGAUAAUAUUCUGAGUCAAUUGUUACCCCUAUAUCUUGCGUAUUUUCUAUGCUUGUUUACUGCAAAUCGACUGCAGAGUCGCAAUUCAAGUUGGAUGGAGCGCUUAACAGCUUUCUGUGACGGGAUUGUGCAUAGAGACGCUAUAGCCCUUCCAACUGUAUCUCCGUUACCUGCAACGUCGAAGAUGAAGUUGCUGCCGACCGACUGGCCUAGCAUAGUCCAGGCCGCAAGAUCAUGCAUGAGUCUUUACCAAUUCGUCAGCCGCAGCCGGUUAUCUACACUCCCUAGCAUUGUUUGCAGUUACCAAUCUGCACUCGUAAUCCUUAUUGCAAACAACCUGACCGUGGGAGAGCAUCUUCUCGAUGAUCAUAUCGAAGAUGACUCACAGCUCAUAGAAGAAGCAUUAGUAGCAUUCGAGAAACAGGCUGUAGAAACCGGUGACGAUCUUAAGCAAGCUCGCGUUCUGUCUAUGUGCCGGAGAUUGAACGACGGGUCAAGAUUAGCUAUAUCGAGGUUUCGCCAGGACCAGCCCUCAGUGCCCUUUGCAAAAGGGUUAUAUAGUCUUGAGAAUAUGUUAGACUAAGCGCCUUUAAUGUUAGUACCUGUUAUGAAAUAUC
Messenger RNA from Trichoderma atroviride IMI 206040, 1933 nucleotides. RefSeq lists its product as uncharacterized. The record is from RefSeq and is a predicted model, not a curated record. Gene Ontology annotation, biological process: regulation of DNA-templated transcription; DNA-templated transcription. Gene Ontology annotation, molecular function: zinc ion binding; DNA binding; DNA-binding transcription factor activity, RNA polymerase II-specific. Lineage: Eukaryota; Fungi; Ascomycota; Sordariomycetes; Hypocreales; Hypocreaceae.